AGAGAGCGACUGUGGCGGUUCCUGGCGGGGAAAAUGGUCGGGGGAGACAGCGCCGAGGGAGGCGCAGGCUGCUGCUCUCCGGCCGUCGGGGCGGACGCGGCGACUUCACGGCUGAACCGCGACAAGAGGCUGGUGUGCGUGGAGUACCCAGGCGUUGUGCAGGACGUGGACAAGACGCUGCUGACGCUGGGCGGAGAGGAAGGGGUCUCUAGGAUCUACACUGACCCCAGCCGAAGACUCGAGCUCUACUUCCGCCCCAAGGACCCCUACUGCCACCCUGUGUGUGCCAACCGCUUCCCAACAUCUUCCAUGUUGCUGAAAGUUAAAAAGAAAACGAGGAGGAAACGGACAGAAGCAGGAGGUUUUGAGGAAGAUGUCAGUUUUGAAGUAGAAGUUCUUGGCAUUGUUACCACAGUUUAUAAGUUUCAAGGGAUGUCUGAUUUCCAGUAUUUGGCAGUGCACUCUGGACCAGAUGGCAAGCAGACCUCCAUGUAUGACAAAGUCCUGAUGCUCAAGCCAGAGAAAGAGGAGUUCUUCCUGAGUGACCUUCCGCUUUAUAUCCCUCCACCCAUUUUCUCACGCUUGGACACUCCUGUGGACUAUUACUAUCGACCAGAAACGCAACAUAGGGAAGGAUAUCAGAACCCCACGUUGUCCAGCGAAAACCUGAUAGGUCUCAGCCGGGCUCGUCGGCCCCACAACGCCAUCUUUAUCAACUUUGAGGAUGAGGAGAUCCCCAUGAAGCCUUUGGACGCUGCAGAGCAGACCUGGAGGAGAGUUUGCAGCAAUGCAGUGGAUCACAAAGCAGAAGAGGAACUGAGGAAGCUGUUUGAGGUCCGCCCAAUCUGGUCUCGUAAUGCUGUGAAAGCCAAUAUAAGCAUCCACCCUGACAAGCUCAAGUUCCUUCUGCCUUACUUAGCUUACUACAUGCUAACUGGACCCUGGAGGAGCCUGUGGGUCCGCUUUGGUUAUGAUCCCAGGGAACACCCAGAAGCAAAGUUCUACCAGGUCCUGGAUUUCAGAAUUCGCUGUGGAAUGAAAUACGGGUACGCUCCUAAUGACAUGCCGGUGAAAGCUAAACGCAGCACCUACAACUACAGCCUGCCCAUCACCGUGAAAAAACCAGCGAGCCAUGUAGUUGGCAUCCAGGACCUUAAGCAAGGACUGAGCACCUCUGGGAUGUCCAGUCCACGGAAAUCUGCUUUCAGCAAGUAUAAACUUAAAGAUUCGAUUUACAUCUUCCGAGAAGGUUCCCUGCCUCCCUAUCGACAGAUGUUCUAUCAGCUUUGUGACCUGAAUGUGGAAUGCUUGCAGAAGAUCAUUCGCCGGAAUGAUGGCAUGGAGAUGGUGUGUACAGAGAGGGACGGCUGGUGUCUUCCCAAGACCAGUGAUGACUUGCGGGAUACCAUGUCUCUGAUGAUAAAGCAGAUCAUCCGCUCCAAAAGGCCUGCUCUGUUCACAAGCACUUCGAACACAGAAGAGGGGAAAGAGCAGCUGGCGUUUGAGUCCGGAGAGGAAGAGGAAGAGGAGGAAGAAGAGGAGGAGUUCAAAGAACCAUCUGAUGGAAGUGAGAAUGAGAUGGAGACAGAGAUUCUGGACUAUGUGUGAUGCACCAGAACUGGCACUGUGGACCUAUUCCUGGCAAGGACCUUUGCUUCUCUUCUCCCUACAGGCAAGACAGGAAGCCAGGCCUAAUGAGACAAGAACCCAUCCAUGUCUCUUCUACUCAUCUUUGGUUUCUCUUCUUUACAGACACCUAUGUGUGCUUUUUUGAUACUGAUUUGGGGGUGAAGAUUAUGAUGAGUAAGGCUGUUUAUCCUUGAGCUCUGCAGACAUGGCAAGUGUGCAAGUAAUGGGGCUGGAGAUACCUUAUCCUGAGAGGUUUUGCUAAAUAUUCCUCUAAUGAAAGCUUAGCUAACUGGUUAACACACAAGCCUGGUAGAUCUUCAUCUUGGCAUUGGUUAGCAUCUCAUUCUCCCAUAUCCUUUAGGAGAGGCAAGCCAUUGCCGUAGCCACCUUACUAAUGCACCUGUCCAGCUCUACCACCUCAAACGUGUGGUCACCAGGGCUGGUGCAUGGAGUGCUGGUGAUGUCCUGACCUAAGAUUUUAGUCUUUUGUCAGGCUGAUGAUGAAGCCAAACUCUAUACAGUCUUGGGCAAAAUGUUUGAUGAGUUUCUGUGGAGUUUCCUUGGAGUGUGCUGUCAAGGCUGUGUCAUCUAUGAACAAUAUAUAUUGGAUAAGAACUUGCCACACUUCUGCCUUGGCAUGGAGAUGUGCCAGGUUGAACGGACUCCCACCACUCCUUGAAUGGACGCACAGCACACACUGUCUUCAGUCAAACUGAAGGCAUAUGAGAACAACAGGUUGAAGAUGACGCCAAAGAGACUCCUUAGGAUAGUAAUAAAGCUGGAUAUCAAAUCCAAACUCUUCUUCUUCUUCCCUUGUGGACUUUAGGUGGGCAUCCUCUUGGUUGAUGAGGUCAAAGGCCUGAAGGCCAAAUACCUGACCAGGAGCCCUUGUGAAUGUGCAUAGAUUAAGUUUGAGUAAUAGUAAUUUUUCCUCUUACGUUGCCAGUGAAAGAGUAUAAAGCAUUUGUAUACCGAUGAACGUGUGAGUGGGGUUCAAAGUGAAGAUAAUGAUUUAUGUUUGAAUUUAAAUUUAGAUCAACCAAAUUGAGCCAAAUGCUGAUCAAGGGAAUUGUUCAUUUUCUGGAAUACUGGCAUAUGCUAUGAAAUUAAACCACAUUGGGGUAAAGCCAUCUUUUCUUAUCUGUCCAUGUGUCAACUGUAGUUUAUUUGUAACUCUCUCAAGGAGGAUUGUUUCCCAAACGCGUUUUGUACCAAUGGUCUAUCAUCGUGCCAGAAAGCUCUUUCCAGUGUCUGGUUAUGUUGCAUCUCACUGCCUGUAAUAAAUGGCUUGUUAAUUCUAUAUUAUGCAAAUUCAGAUGAUCAUGUAAUAUAUUUAAUAAAACUAAUUCUCAUUUGA
Messenger RNA from Podarcis muralis (Common wall lizard), 2986 nucleotides. It is a transcript of the gene GTF3C5, whose product is annotated as general transcription factor IIIC subunit 5. Gene Ontology annotation, biological process: transcription initiation at RNA polymerase III promoter. NCBI's taxonomy places the organism in Eukaryota, Metazoa, Chordata, Lepidosauria, Squamata, Lacertidae. Gene Ontology annotation, cellular component: transcription factor TFIIIC complex. Gene Ontology annotation, molecular function: RNA polymerase III type 2 promoter sequence-specific DNA binding; RNA polymerase III type 1 promoter sequence-specific DNA binding. The record is from RefSeq and is a predicted model, not a curated record.